Messenger RNA from Dreissena polymorpha, 7540 nucleotides. Its product is annotated as alpha-mannosidase 2x-like. Gene Ontology annotation, cellular component: Golgi membrane. NCBI's taxonomy places the organism in Eukaryota, Metazoa, Mollusca, Bivalvia, Myida, Dreissenidae. Gene Ontology annotation, molecular function: carbohydrate binding; alpha-mannosidase activity. The coding region runs from base 730 to 3951 and encodes 1073 amino acids. Gene Ontology annotation, biological process: mannose metabolic process; N-glycan processing; protein deglycosylation. The record is from RefSeq and is a predicted model, not a curated record. The transcript is spliced from 2 exons.
AAGAAGAUCUCUGAGUUGUCCACACUUGCACCAUUGAAGUCAUAAUUGUACUUGACACUUGAUUGAACCUAUGACUGAUUGAAAAUGCAAGUGAUUGAAUACACACAACAUUGGAUGCAAGAAGUUUACAAAGUUUGACAAGACUGAAUUCAGUGAUCAUUGAAUUUACUGAUGAUUGAAUUUACUAAUCAUUCAAUAUGGACAUGGUUGAAUCCAGAUACUUUGAAAAUAUUGUCAAAGCUGCACAUGGUUCAUUUUAUACAAACAUUUGUAUGAGUGAAGCUAUCAAUUGUUUCAGAUGAAAAUUGGACAUCAUAAUCAUACAACAAUACAGGAACAACCCUGAGCAUCUGAAAAGUAUUGCUAGCAAUACAUGUUUUGAGCUACACAUAAUUGUAGCUGCAUGAUUGAAGAACUAUGUAAUUGAAACUGCACGUGAUUGAAGCCAAACAUGAUUGAAAAAAACACAUGAUUGAAACUGCACAUGAUUUAAGCUGCACAUGAUUGAAGCUACAUGCGAUUGAAACUGCACAUGAUUUAAGCUGCACAUUAUUAAAGCUACACUCAAUUGAAACUAUACAUGAUUGAAACUGCAUGAUUUAAGCUGAACAUGAUUGAAGCUACAUGCAAUUAAAACUACACAAGAUUGAAGCUGCACGAAAUUGAAGCUCCAGCAAAGAGGGUGAAGACGUGACAACUACAAGAUCUCAUCAGCAUCAUGCCCCCAUAAUGUUCCCACAACGCAUCACAAUGUUGUCAUCAGCCACCAUCUUGUCUGUGCUUUAUGUGCUACUCGUCUACAGUCAGGGCUCGGUGCACGCCCCAAAUGGCCACCCGAGUCUACGUCUUCGUCGACACACCUUCCUGAGCGAACAAGACGCGGAAAAAAACGUGCCUAAGUUGUGCAAAGAUAAUGGGAAUAAUUUAAACAAAAUGGCUGACAAUGGGACUAUUUUCACUAUAGAUCUGCCUGCUAUAACAAAUUACAAUGUGUACAGUAAUAAACAGUAUAGUUUACCACACCCGAAAGUGGGAAAUGUUAGCGAUUCAAAACUGAAUGUGAUAAUUGUUCCACAUUCGCACGUAGAUGCGGGCUGGCUAAGGACAGUGGAGGAAUACUACAUGUACCAUGUCAAAGGUAUAUUGAACAACAUGGUCGUGAAACUUACAAAAUACAAGGAAAUGAAAUUUGUAUGGGCAGAGACUGUAUUUCUAUCAAUGUGGUGGAAUAACCUGGAUGACGAUGUGAAACAUAAAGUACGUCGGUUGAUAGAACGUGGUCAGCUGGAAAUAGCGCUUGGAGGUUGGGUGAUGUCUGACGAGGCUUCAACGCACUAUGUAUCAGUCAUUGAUCAGCUGAUGGAAGGACAUCAGUGGGUCAUUGAAAACCUGCACACCAAGCCUGUCAACAGCUGGGCCAUUGACCCCUUUGGUCACUCGGCAACUAUGCCGUAUCUAUGGAAACAGGCAGGAAUGGAAAAUAUGGUGAUCCAAAGGGUCCAUCAGGCUAUCAAAGCAACAUUGGCGGCUCAGACGGCCCUGGAAUUUCAGUGGAGGCAAAUGUGGGACAUGGAAGGGAAAACGGACAUUCUGUGCCAUGUCAUGCCAUAUAUUUACUAUGGAAUUCAACACACUUGUGGACCUAAUAACCAGGUGUGUGCCAUGUACGAUUAUGGACAGCCAAAGUCUAUUUUUGAGCAGUCUACAGGACGACUUGUGACUGAUGAAAAUAUUGAGAAACAGGCAAAGUAUUUGUAUGACCAGUAUAGAAUGAAAGCUGGGUUAUUUGAGUAUGGCACAGUGUUGGUGCCUCUUGGGGAUGAUUUCAGGUUUGAUACAUCAGAAGAGUGGGACCUUCAUUAUGAAAAUUAUAUGAAAAUCAUGGAUUACAUUAAUAGCAAACCUGAAUGGAACAUGAACGUUCAGUUUGGAACUUUAAGCACUUACUUCGAUUUGGUUAGAAAUAAUGAAAUGCAGCGAGUUUUGAUGAAUGAAACAGCAGAAUUUCCAGUUCUGAAAGGUGACUUUUUCCCAUAUUCGGAUCUUGAUUCUGAAUAUUGGACUGGUUACUAUUCCACAAGACCAUUUCAGAAGCAAUUGUCGCGUGAUUUGGAAGCCAGUCUAAGGGCUGGUGACAUUCUCAGCACACUCGCAAUCCACCAGUGCAAACGUUACAAUUUGGAGUUUGAGAGUUAUUUGGAGACCAUGUCGCAGUUACUGGAAGUACGACGAAGCCUUGGCUUGUUUCUGCACCACGACGCUAUAACGGGAACCGCUAAGCCAGAAGUGGUCCAAGACUAUGAAAAUAAACUGUUGCAUGCCUUCAACGUUUCUCAAAGUGUGAUUGCUCAGGCAACGCAGAACCUUCUAACAAUGUGUAAUAAUGACAGUCCAGUGAUUAUCAGUGCUCAUAAUGUGCGUCGAGAUGCACAUACCCCACCCACACAGUUUACAACUAUUGUAACAAAAUCUGGCACAAAAGUCAUAUUUGUAAACCCUGUUGCUCAAGAAAGAAGUGAAUUUAUUAGACUUAGAGUAGACAGUGCUAAUCUUGAUAUCAGAAAUUCCCAGGACUUGAACAUUCCAUUCCAGAUUAACCCAGUCUUUAAGUCUACAACGAAAAUUCAAACGUCUGAAUUUGAGGUAGUGUUUCUAAUAGAUAUGUCACCCUUUUCUAUUGAGACAUACACUUUGUACAAAGUUGAAGCACCUGUUUUGUGCUAUUGGUCUUCAAUAGAAACAUACGGAAUUGAAAAUUUUCAGAUCCCUAAAAAUUUGAAUUUUCAGUUAAAAAAUUCUUUGACUUUUAAAUCUUCCUACAAGAUAGAGAAUGAAAAUUUUGAGGCAAGAUUUGAAGAGAAUGGAAUGUUAACAGGUCUGUUUGAUCGGGUGAGGAGUAAAAGUAUUGAUAUUGGUGUUGAGUUCCUCUCCUACACUUCACAAGCCAGUGGUGCUUACUUGUUUUACCCAUCAGGUGAGGCAAAACCGAUUCAUGAAAGUACUCGCCCACAUGUGCGUCUCAUUAAAGGCCCAUUCUUGGAGCAGAUUGAAGUUGUUUAUAAACAUUUAUCUCAUUCUUUGAGCCUUUUCGACACGCCCACUGCCCAAGGUCAGGGCUUGCACGUGUAUAACGAACUCAAUAUGUUGUCUGCAGACUUAACCAAUCAGGAGGUCAUAAUGAGGGUCACUAGUGAGGUUAAAAAUGAACACGGUGAAUUUUACACGGACGAAAAUGGAUAUCAGCUCAUUCAAAGAAAAACUCGUCCGAAUACACGCGUGGAGACUAAUUAUUAUCCAGUCACGACUAUGGCCUUGAUAGAAGACAGUGCAUUGCGAUUGACAGUGCAUACCAGACAAAGUCAUGGUGUGGCCAGUCUUAAAGGAGGCUGGUUGGAGUUCAUGCUUGACCGCAAUGUUGACCGGGAUGAUAAUCGCGGUCUGGGAGAAGGGGUUACCGACAAUAGACCCACUGCGAGUCAUUUCAUCCUCCAGAUAGAACACAGACAGGGUACCUCUCAGUACCAGCAGAAGUUCACUUAUCCAUCUUUAACCAGUCAUAUAAUAAACGACCACUUGCAGCAACCAGUCCAAAAACUGUUCACAACAAUUAGAAAUAAUGCUUUCCAGUUCAGUUUCCGUCCCAUGCGUCACUCACUGCCAUGUGACCACUCGGUGGUUUCAUUAAAGACUCUGGUCACAUCGAACCUCGUCAACAAUGGAUCAAGCAUUAUCCUGCACAGAAAAGGUUAUAGCUGUGAUUUUCCACUGAGAGGCAUUCAGUGUCCAACAGAUUUAGAGACUGUCAGUUUUCACACCCUGUUUCCAGAUAUUCCAAUGACUGAUAUAAGGGAAACCACUCUUACUCAUCUUCAUGUCAGGAGUUCACUCCCUUUGAAUUCAUCCAUAAGACUUCAGCCCAUGGAAAUAAAAUCUUUUGUUGUAACUUUGUGACAGUGACUUACCUGUAUCAUUACUUUGAUGUUAUUUAAGAUAUUUGUUAUAUUUAUUGUAUGUAAAACAGCAUAAUCAUUUUCUUUGUGCUACAGUUAAUUAGUAAACAUAAGUGUUAUGUCAUUAAAAUGUAUGUGUGCAUUUUAUUUGUGACUCUUUUCUGCUAUUUUUAAACAUUCACAAUUUUAAAUAUUUUAAAAACAUUAUUUUACUUAAAUCAGAACCUAUCUAUUUAAUUAUUUAUAAUGAUUUGUAUGUUUCAUCUGUACUGAAUCAGCACUCCACACUUUAAGGCAUGCUCAUCAUUGAAACCAGACAUUUUCACUCACUGUUUCCAAUUAAAAAUGCGUUAGUUUGAGUGAUAACCUCUACGGGAAGACAUUAAGAUGUCUGCAGUUCACAUUAUAUUAAGAACUACACCCUUCAGUGGUUUCAUUACCCAAUCUAAUUUGGUGUCAUAUGAUAAAUUACAUCUGCGUCUGCCAGAGCAUACACACUUGAUAAAACCGAUUGCAUAAGAUUUUUUUCAUAUUUUGCGCACUUGAUAAUAAUUAUUAUAAAUUAAUCUUGAAAUAUUAAAACAUCUUUUUCAUUUAAGUGUCAUGAACAAAUGAUUUGAUUUGAUUUUUUUGUAUAUUAAGAAAGAAUGUAGGGAGUGCAUAAAUGACAUAUUAAAAUAUGUGUGAUUAUAAAGUCAUUAAUGAUCUAGCUGCUUUUUGACAAUUUCUCAUUGAACGUGUGAAUGCAUAUCUAUUUUUAUAAAUAUCCAUGACGCCAAUUUUAGUGUGAACAAAAGUGAAAUAAUUGCGUUGAUUUGUUUAAAACUUUUAGUAUUGAAUAUAACUCUGAAGAAUAUAAGCUUUGUUUUGUGGGUGUGACUGUACAGAUAUAUUUGAUAUUGUUUUGUGGGUGUGACUGUACAGAUAUAUUUGAUAUUGUUUUGUGGGUGUGACUGUACAGAUAUAUUUGAUAUUUUGAGCUACAACGUUUUUCUUGCUAUUUAUUUAAGCUUUUGAUCACUGUGUAAGUUGUUUAUAAACAAAUAUUUUUAAUUAAUAUUAUGUUUUCCCUUUGAUGUUUCAUAAAAUACUGAACAUGCUUGUUAAAGAAAAAGGUUUACAAGUCCACAUCAUGUUUUUCGCAUAUAAACUACACCCUAAUAAUUUUGUUAGUAAUUUUUGUUUUUAGCUAUUCAUAAAUAUUUAUUUUAUAGCAAACUGAAUGGUGCAGAAAUUGCAAACUGUUUAAAGUUACUUCCUCUGAAUGUUCUCUAUGUUAUUAGGUUUGUAAAGAAUUGUUGUCAACAUGUUGCUUUCUGUGUUUAUCCCUGUAAAUAUUUAUCAUUCCAUAUAUGUUCUGUUUAGCACUGAGCAGCAAUGUAUUAUGAUAUAAUGUUGGUUAUUAAUAUCAACUAUAAAUACAUAUGGGCCGUGCUCUGUGACAAGGGGGUUAAAUGCAUGUGCCUAAAGUGUUGUCCCAGAUUAGCCUGUGCAAAAUGCACAGGCUAAUCAGGAACGACACUUCCACCUUAACUAGAUUUUUGUUAAGAAGAAACUUCCUUUAAACGAAAAAUAUAUCAUAAAAAAUAUCGUCCUUGAUUAGCCUGUGCGGACUGCACAGGCUAAUCUGGGAUGACACUUUAGGCACAUGCAUUAAAGCCCUAUUCACAGAACAUAUUGGCUCGUAUUCAUGUUCAUGUGUAUAUAACUUAUAAAACUUUCUUUGUGCUUUUGAUGUUUGUAAGUUUUUUAACAGGUAAUGUUCACGGAUGGUCAAAUUGCUUAUUUUCUGGAUUGUUGUCAUAGAUCAAUAAGUAAAUUAAGAUUGUAUGAAUAAUAUUUAUUAGCCUUGCUCUGAGGAAUGGUGCUUAUGCUUGUGCAUAAAGUGUUGUCCCAGAUUAGCCAGUGUAGUCUGCACAGGCUUGUCAGAGACAACAUUUUCAGCUUUGAUGAAUUUUUUGUUUCAAGGAAGUCUUUAGUGAAAAUCCUGUUUAGGGGGUACGUGUUGUCCCUGAGUAGCCUGUGCUGACUGCACUGGCUAAUAAGAAAGGACACUGUGUGCACUCGAAUAUGUUUUUCCUGUACAAUUCACAUAAAUAUCAUAUUUGCAAUUACAUAUCGUCGAUGUCGUUCUCGAACCUCGUAGCCCCAAAAUUUUCAUUUUUUUUCGUCUUUUACGAAUAUAUGAAGUCUGGCGCGUGUUUUGUGCUAUAUCUCGUAGCUCUACCCCAAUCAGAGCCCUUGAAAAAUGCACGUGACGAAAUGUUGUAGCUUGAUUGUUGGCUUUUUUUCUGGCGAAAAGUCGAAGCGAUGUCCACCUAUAGGUACGUCAUUUUGUUUGGACAAAUUUGACAAGAACGUUUUUAUAUUUGCAGCUACGAGGUUUCCUAUCAAGACGAAUUGUUGUACCUCAUACAAAUGACAAAACUGUGGUGACAAAAUAUCGUAGCUACCAUUUUUGAACAUCAGUGUGACUUAUCAGUAUGACUUACGCGUCUACGGCUUAUACCGUAUUUUGCAGCUUCAUUUGUUUGGUAUUUUUACAGAAUUUCAAUUUCUAAAACAUCGUUAUAAAAAAAUGAGACGUUUUUUCUCUCUCCUGAAAACUUGGCAUUUUGUAGCUAGGAGGUUUGAGAACGACAGCGACUGAUAUACUAUUAUGUUAAAGGGAUAUUCUAGAAUAUUAUUUACCCAGUUCUAGUAAACUAAAGUUUUUAUCAUUAUUGUACUUCGAGUUAUAAGCCUGUACAUGGUUUUAAUAUCAGGGAAAAUAAUCCAAUAUCAAUACAAGUUUCUUUGAAAAGAAAAUCCAGUUUAGGCUGAAAGUGUCAUCCUUGAUUAAUUUUGGACGACACUUUAUGCACAUGCAUUAAACCCAGUUUUCCCACAAUGGGACUUAUAUUUGUGCUUUAUAAAGCUAUUACACAUAGAAUGAUACACUAGCCUGUGUGUUUGGAUGGUCAAUUGGUAGACAGACACUGCAUGGUCAGUUGAGAUCCACAUGGUCUGGGGUUUGAGUCCCUGUGGUCAGUUGAGAUCCACAUGGUCUGGGGUUCGAGACCUUGCUGUUAAGGGUCUUCAAUAUUUGAUGUUUACAUAAAGGGAAUCUUCCUAAUUUAUGAAUAUGUAUGAACUGAUCAGCUUAAGCAGAUUUUAAAAUACUUAAAAGGUUUAAAAACAUAGAUUACGAACAUAAUUAUAUUGGGUUAUCUUCAAUAUUUACCACUUACACACCCUCUUAUGAAACAUGGUACUAGAUGUACCCAUUUUGACUAUAAUGUUCUUUGAAGCAUAUAAUUACGCUCUUUCAUCUAUGAUUACUUAAUUUCACUAAUUUUAUUUAUUUGCUUUCAUGUAUUUUUCAGGAACAUACCAAGCAUAGGCGCCUACCUUUAUUUUACACUUCAUAAUUUAGUUAUUACUUAAAUUUGUCAGAUAUAUAUAGUCUUUGGCUCCAUCAGGUCUGUUAACCAUCUUUAGCACAAAUUUCUUAUACGGUAUUUUUGAAACUGAAUACUUAGGUAAAUUAAAUUUGAAGCUUACAUUUCAAAGACAUGUUUGUUGUUACUUAAGGGAUUACCAAAGUCAAA